Cryptomeria japonica (Japanese cedar) is the source of this 975-nucleotide messenger RNA. Its product is annotated as cullin-1-like. The record is from RefSeq and is a predicted model, not a curated record. NCBI's taxonomy places the organism in Eukaryota, Viridiplantae, Streptophyta, Pinopsida, Cupressales, Cupressaceae. Gene Ontology annotation, cellular component: cullin-RING ubiquitin ligase complex. The transcript is spliced from 2 exons. Gene Ontology annotation, biological process: ubiquitin-dependent protein catabolic process; protein ubiquitination. Bases 1 to 975 code for a protein of 324 amino acids. Gene Ontology annotation, molecular function: ubiquitin protein ligase binding.
AUGACUUAUUCAGAUGUAGAAGAUGCCCUUGAGAAGGUUUCAAAGAUCUUUCCAUGUGUCUCUGACAAAGACAUGGUUGCAGAUUAUUAUAGGAAGAAGCUAGCAGAUAGGCUUUUUUUUCAUAAAAGUUCAAAUGCUGAUUAUGAAGAAAGCAUGUUAGUUAAGUUGAAGUUUGAGUGUGGACGACGGUUUACAUUUAAAAUGGAGGGAAUGCUUACUGAUUGGGCAUUGACAAUGAAAACCCAAUCAGAUUUUGAGGACUACCUCAGUGAGAAUCCUCUUCAUCCAUGUUCUGGAAUAGAAUUCUCUGUGACAGUUUUGACAUAUGGAUUCUGGCCAAGCUAUAAGUCGCCUGAUUCAAUUGUCCUUCCUAUUGAAAUGGGAAGACAUUUAGAGUCAUUCAAAGAGUUCUAUAGAACAGAAAACAUUCUCUGGGAACAUGCAUUAUUAUUGGAAGAUUUGACCGAGUUGAAUUUGGAAGUUGAAGAUACAGUUGCAUUGCUGAAUUCCCUUGCACGUUCAAAAUAUAAAAUUCUGAGUAAAAUUCAAGAUACACAAUCUGUGAUAGAAACAGAUUGUUUUGAAUUCAAUGCAAAAUUUUCAAGUAAAAAGAAGAAGAUCCGACUUGCAGAACCCACAUCCAAUGUAAACGAAAAUGUUGGAAAGACUGUGUUUCAAGAUAGAAAUCCUUUAAUUGAUGCUUCGAUUUUAAGAAUUAUAAAGAGCAGAGAAACAUUAGCUCAUAAGGAAUUGGUGAUGCAAUGCAUUGAGCAGGUUAAAGACAGGUUCAAGCCAGAUACGAAAGAAGUUGAAAAGAGAAUUGAAAAUCUCAUAGAUAGGGAAUACUUAGAGAGAGAUAAAAGAAAAUCCUCGAAUGUACAAUUACUUGCCUUGACAUUGAUUCGGAGGAGAGGCCAAUUAGAUAUUUCUAAAUUUGAUACUUCGCCACUGAACUGUAAAUUUUGUAGAUUUUAA